Candidozyma haemuli is the source of this 1947-nucleotide messenger RNA. RefSeq lists its product as uncharacterized. Gene Ontology annotation, biological process: transmembrane transport. Lineage: Eukaryota; Fungi; Ascomycota; Pichiomycetes; Serinales; Metschnikowiaceae. The transcript has a single exon. The coding region runs from base 1 to 1947 and encodes 648 amino acids. Gene Ontology annotation, molecular function: transmembrane transporter activity. The record is from RefSeq and is a predicted model, not a curated record.
AUGUCUAGAGAGAAAGAGGUCGACAUUGUCGAAUCAGCUCAGAACGAUGCAAAUCUGUCUAGCAAGUUGAGCGGUAAAUAUACCGACUCUGACGAGGAGCGCCAGAAAGAAGUCACCUUGAGGGAAGAUGAUAUCGAAGAGAGCCCAGCUAGACAAAGGUUAGAUGAAGAUGCUGAGGUGAUCAAAGACCGUGGUGUUUACCGUGUGGAAUCGCUUAAGAAGGUCUUGUAUAGCCACGAGAAGGGUCUCCAAAUGAGAGUCGCUUUGGGUGUUUCUAUUCUUCUCUGUGCCUGGGCAAGUUCUUUGGACUCAUCGGUAACGAACAGUUUGAAGCCAUGGGCCACUUCAGCUUUUAACCAGCACUCCAUGGGUCUUGGUACUCUUGCUAUUGCUGUGCAAAUUAUUGGAUCUAUUGCAAAGCCAGUGUGGGCCAGAAUAGCCAACAUUGUGUCUCGUCCAGCUACAUACAUGGUGUCUGUGAUCUUCUACUCCCUUGGAUAUGUGAUUGUUGCUUCCAGUAACACAAUUUCAGCAUACAUUGUCGGUUCAGCUUUGGCAUCUGCGGGAAGUGCUGGUAUUACCUUCUUGAAUAGAGUCAUUGUGGCAGAUAUGACUUCUUUGAAGUGGAGAGCUCUUGCAACUUCGUCCUUGAGUACGCCUUAUAUUAUCAAUACCUGGUACGCCGGGUACAUUGUGCUGGACUUGGGACCCACAAACUGGAGAUGGGGCUAUGGUAUGUUCUGUAUAAUCAUGCCAGUGGUUCUUUCUCCUGCCACCGUUAUCAUGACUGUGUUUGAAAGCAAGGCUCACAAGUACCUUGAUAACGACCAGUCUACAGAGUAUAAGGAAGAGAUGGGGUUCCAGAAGAACUGGAAGAAACUCAUUUGGAGAGUUAUCAUUGAGGUUGAUGCACUCGGUUUGAUUCUUUUAGGUUUCGCUUUCUCGUUACUUUUGCUACCCUUUUCACUUUACAAGAACGCUGAUGAUCAAUGGAGAAACCCUAGUUUGAUCGCCAUGUUCGUGGUUGGCGGUGUCCUUUUGGCAGCCUUCUUUGCCUAUGAGUUUAUGCUUGCUCCAUUCCCAAUUCUUCCAAGAAGAUCCUUGAACAGAACACUUGUGGCAUCGAUUGUGAUUGAUUUCUUCUACCAGCUUGCAGGUAUGGUGCCUGCUAUCUACUUUUCGUCCUUUGCUUGGAUUGUAAAAGACUGGAACAACAGAGACUGGACGUACUUCAACAAUACGAAAACCUUAACGCUUUGUGUUUUUGGCUUGGUCGCUGGUGUUUGUAUGAGAUUGAGUCACAGAUACAAGAUCUGGCAGUUCUUUGGUGUUACAUUGGCUAUAGUUGGAUCAGGAAUCAUGAUUGACGGCAGAACAGCCAGUGAUAACACACUCAGAAUGGUUUGGUCCCAUAUUCUUUCUGGUAUAGCUGGAGGUUUCAACGUUAAUGCUUCCAAUGUUGCCUUGCAAGCCUCAGUGCCCCACAGAGAUAUGGCAGUCUCCAUGUCGAUCUUGUCGUUAUCUUCUUCAAUUGGUUCAUCUGUCGGUUCUGCCAUUUCCUCUGCUAUAUGGCAAGGUAAGAUGGAAGCUGCCUUGAGGAAACACAUGCCUGAUAGUGUUACUGAUAAACAAGUGAAGGCCUUCUUUUCUAAUAUCAGUACCCUUCGGAAGUACGAGUUUGAUAGUGACAUCAGACAGGCCGGUAUCAGGGCUUACAGAGAAGUCAACUUCUACUUCUACCCAAUUGCAGUUGGCUUACAGGGAAUCCGUCUUCUUGCUGUUUGUUUCCAAAGUAACUUCUUCCUUGGCGACACUCAAAAUGCUGUUGAAGAUGAGGAAGGCAUCCCAAUCACCGUCGAGGAACAAAAGAAGAGAAAAGAGGAAAGGGAAACCGAAGGGAAGAAGAAAAAGAGUUGGAAGAAGAUCUUGUUCAACAUCGAGGAUUAG